Molecule: messenger RNA, 1043 nt
Organism: Schistosoma intercalatum
Lineage: Eukaryota; Metazoa; Platyhelminthes; Trematoda; Strigeidida; Schistosomatidae
Source: the annotation of a GenBank genome assembly
AUGGAAGAAAAGAAUCACUCUCAGGUUUCUUGUCAUGAUGACCGACCUCCUGGUUUCGUAGACGCUGUUCUUAAACCAUGUACUAGUUUGCCAGAAGGUGUUCAUCUUCAAGUAAAGGGAUAUGAUUUUAACGCUGGUCUAAAUUACGAUGCUUUGUUCUCAUCUUUUGAAUGUAUUGGAUUUCAGGCAACUCAUUUUGCAAAGGCUGAACAUGUUCUGAAUGAAAUGAUUAAUAAACGGAAUUUAAAACCUACUUCACGCGAAGAAAUUGAAUUAGCUCAAGUUUUACAAGACUUUCAUCCUUUAAAUAGACCUUUAUCAGAAUGUACUAUAUUUUUGGCUUAUACAUCAAAUAUGGUGAGCUCUGGUGUUCGAGAAGUUAUACGCUUUCUGGCCGAACAUAACAUGGUUGAUGUGAUAGUCACUUCUGCUGGUGGUGUAGAAGAAGACUUUAUCAAAUGUCUGGCUCCUUCAUAUAUAGGAGAUUUUGAAAGAUGGCGUGGUCAUGAAUUAAGAGAAAUCGGUGUAAAUCGUAUUGGCAAUCUACUUGUACCAAAUAAUAAUUAUGUUAAAUUUGAACAAUGGCUUCUACCCAUUCUAGAUGAAGUUUUAGAAGAGCAAAAUUCCCAGAAUAUAAAUUGGACCCCGUCUAAGUUGAUCAAUCGUCUAGGUAAAGAAAUCAACCAUAAAGACUCCAUAUAUUAUUGGUGCUAUAAAAAUAAAAUUCCGGUAUUUUGUCCCGGUUUAACCGAUGGUUCGCUGGGUGAUGUCCUUUUUAGCCACACUUAUCGAUCCCCUGGUUUAAAAAUAGAUCUAGUUGAAGAUAUUCGAAAUAUCAAUUUACUGGCAAUUAAUGCUCGUGCUACAGGAAUGAUAGUACUAGGUGGUGGUCUUAUAAAACAUCACACAUUCAAUGCAAAUUUGAUGCGAAAUGGAGCUGAUUAUUGUGUACUUAUCAACACAGGACAAGAAUUUGAUGGUAGUGACGCCGGUGCUAGACCAGAUGAAGCUGUAAGUUGGGGAAAAAUUAAAGGUUUAGCUGA